Messenger RNA from Prorocentrum cordatum, 598 nucleotides. Lineage: Eukaryota; Dinophyceae; Prorocentrales; Prorocentraceae. The record is from the annotation of a GenBank genome assembly.
GCGGCUAGCCUGGGACAUGAAAGCGCCGCACGCUUUGUGGAACGACCCGGGCAACCGGUAUGACUUGCACCGCGCGCGCCCUGCUGACCCACGACCGUUCUCGGCGCAGGGCGUGCAGCGCUGGCAGCAUGACCGCCUCACCAGCCACAUGUACUCCAACGCUGGUGCGCCCAUCUGGCACCGUGGGCUGAGGCAUGCGGCCAAGGGUGUCCGCGCCGCAAGGCAGCUGCAAUCCUCGCAGGCGCUAUGGUCUGACAACAUACCCGUGCCGAUCCGCAGGGGCACGAAGCUCGGGGAGAUGCGACCCGUGGAGCAGGAGCCGACGGACCAUGUCCAAUGCCUGCGACAAGAGCAGAACACGCGUGGUUUCGGCGAGCCACGCCAGCAGGUUCACGACGACCUCGAGAGUCGGCCCGGUCCGACCCUGCCGCCCCGCACUUGCGCCCAGCAACCAAGCCCCAUGGUGGCCGAGGAUAAAUUCUUCCCAGGCGUCGGGCAAGGGGUCGAUGAAGAGUGCGACUUUGCGCCGCCCAGUGGGUGCGACGGCCAUCAGGAGAAGGCGCGGCUGGACGCGCAGAGUGUCCUCUGUGCGCCACCG